CAACUAGCCAAAGCAACGAGUCUCCUAUUUGGCUUUGCGUUUACGCUUCUAUUUGUAUUGUCUCGGUCCGUAAUCAUUGGUGCGCUGUUUCGCUCUUUUGCCUAUAUCUCCUUGAUCGUCGUCCGUCGGCACAACGGACAGUUCAUUUAAUCGCUCGGCGUUAUUAUUUAUCGUCAAUUACACGAGCGCCGUGCAUCCCUUGGUACGCGAGACGCGACCUCCCCCCCUACGUUAAGAUCGAGGAGGCUCGACUUUUGACAGGGAUUUCCAGUUGGGAUAUUGAAUUGUUAUAAAUUGAGUGAUUGGUUGUUUGUACGAUGGUGCGCGGAGCUGGAUGAACGUUAAACGGAGCGGUGACAAAGCAAGAUUCGAAUGACAAUCAAGAAUCUAAUUGAACAGGGAGGGCUGAAAGGGCAGCGGUGUUGUGAUGGUGAAACGGUGGCAAUUUGCCACAGGUUUUUGUUUAAAGUAUUGGGCAGCGAGGGGAGCUAGCUAAGAGGCUUUAUUGGCAAAGAUAAUAAGGCUACUUCGGCAUGACUAACAGCAGCGUCGGUAGCAGCACUGGAGUUGCAGAACUUUUUCACAUGCUAGAGUCUAACAAGCUCAGCGACGUCGAGGAGAUCAAGAAAGUCUUUCAUGAUCAUUUCUUAUCUACUAAGGAUAAUUGGCUAGUAAAUGGGCUGUUUGAUUAUUAUCUUUCCACCAAUUCCCUAAGGGCUGUGGAGGUUUUAGCAGGUGUUAGAGAGCCUCAUGAUAAGCAUCUGUUCGAUAAAUUGAACGAGACGCUCGUUGCUAAAUCCACUAACAAUGAGCAUAAAGUUCGCACGCUCACGUUACUGGGUCAUAUAGCUCGACGGCAACCCACCUGGUUAUACAAAUUGGCUAGUCAUACUCUUUUCAAACAGCUACUUCAUCUGCUUAAGGUAGAGGAAGACAUAGUGUUGCUAAUGAGUGCACUUCUGUUAUUGAUAAGCCUAUUGCCGAUGUUACCAACAGCGUUAGCUCCUCAUUUACAUGAAAUUUUCGAAGUAUUUUCUAGACUUGCCUCGCUCUAUUAUCAUUGUUUUUUAUAUAUUUCAUCCAUGAAUCCAACACGUUUCGCAACGGUAUCUCCACUUAAUGUUUUUAGUGCUACUGAUGCGGAUCAGUAUUACCGAAUUCACUUACAGCAUGGAUUGCAGAACCUGUUUCACAGACUUUACGCCAUGUAUCCGUGUAACUUUGUCUUUUUUCUAAAACAACAGUAUCUCCAACGUGAUCAAUUGACGAUAUUUAAAAAAAUCAUUAGUCCAUUCUUAGAUUCCGUGCGCAUGCAUCCAUUGCUUGUAACCAUGUCCAAAGAAUCCGAGAUCUCUUCGUUAAGGUGGAAAAAAAUGGAACACCAUGACGUUGUUGCAGAGUGUGGUCGCUUUUCAUUAUUGGAAAGAUCGAGCCGAGAGGAACCAAUGUUAUUUGGUAAUUUACGUUAUACGCCAGUUUUAGAUGACUCGGGUCUGUACACCCUAAUAAGCACGAUAGUCGACUUCCCAAUGGUCGCGGAGACGACGGGCUUCCAAUGCAGUAGUCAGGAGAGCUUCUGGUCCCCGAGUAUGGUAGUGUGCGCACAUAGUCCGCCUCCCCCGAGCUCCUUACAGGCAACACCGAUCUCCCACGAAGUUAAAUCGACACCUUCGACACCAGGCGUCGGGGCGUCGUCGGUAACUGCGACCGGGACUCUUGUCAACAAUCGAAGCAGAACAUCGCCACCGGAGGCUGCCGUCGAGGCUACGCCCGAGACGACUCCCGUGAAGGAUCUACGACAAAUACCAAGUCGACAGAUGCCGGUAGGCUCAGCGGCGGUGCGCGCCCUCAGCGGCUUCGGGAACGGUGCCGUCGGCCUCCUCAACUCCAGCAGACCUUCAACCCCGACACCCGUCAACCAACAGCAUCAGCAGCUCGGUAGCUUCACGACGGGUGGCAGUGGAGGCAUCUUGAGCGACGGCAAUUCGAUACUCGACAGGAAGCUCGGCAAAAUCGCCGCCGAUCGACAUAACGCCCUACAUCAGGAGCAAACGCCGACGCCGACGCCGACACUGACGCCGACACCGACCUCGACAACAACACCGACCCUCACACCCAGGCAACUUGAGGAUGUCAAGCGGACUUUUGGCACGGCGACAGCCACGCCGUUGAUUACCACUGAACAGAUCAAUACGAUGCUGAAUGGGAAAGUGGACAAUUGCCAGCACCAGCAGAUACAACUCGAGGAUCAAGAGGUUUCCGAUAUUGUUUCAUUGACGAAAUCAACGACUUCUGGCUCCAAAGACUUCAUUGACAAGGAUAGACAGUCAUUUAAUGACCUGUCGCGAAAGGUGCGACUAAAGUUCUAUUGCAAAUACCCAACACCUCCAGUACUAUCGUCACAGAUCCGACGCCGUGCCAAAUCCUGUCCCAACAUAGCCGGGGCCUCGAGCGAAAGCAGCAGUAGCAGCAUCGGUAUCGGUACCUUUCGCCCUCUGAAGAUGUCCUCGACAUCCACGGAGGAGGUGGCCACUCAGACCAGCGGUCUCGUCCCAUACGAGUGUUUCUUCUUGGACAUGCUCGACCAGAGGCCAUUAACGGCGGACUCGACGGCAAUGGCGACGACGGUCGGUCACGGCCACGGAUCCGAGGCCCGAUUGUCACCCGGCACAAUGCUCGACCGUUACAUCGAACUCUGCGCGAGGUCCUCCGCACAUCCCGAUUCCAAAUCCAGAUCGAGGCUGGGUGGCAGACGAUCGAGGCUGGAAGAGGAAUCCGAGAACGGUGGACCACAGCACCAGCAGUCCGGCGAGGAGAGUGGCGAGACGCCGGGCAGUUGCUGGGCGGAGAUGGAUCGAGCCAACCAGCAAAUACAGCUCAUGCAGAUGCAGCUGCAGUUUGAACGGCAGCGACGGGAGGUUCACGCGGAGCGCAAUCGACGACUCCUUGGCAAGCUGAGGGACUCGCGCGCCCUCGAGGAGCUCAACUCCGCCAUGACGAAUCGAUUAAAAUUGGCCGAAAACGAAAUAGAGACAUUAAAAAGUGAGCUGAGUCUAAGUAACAUGGAAGCACGAACAGGAGAAAAUAAGCUCUUAGAAACCAUACACCAUUGUCAAACUAAGUAUAAAGAGGAGCAGCAACAAAACGCGGCACUAAAGGACCGAAUAGAGCAUUUACAAGACGAGUUGAAGAAUGAGAAGAAAAAAGUGAUGGAUCACGAGAAGCAAACGCGCGCUGCCGAGGCGACGCUGUUCGAGGCGGCGCACCAGCUUAAAGAGGCUCUCAGAGCGGCCAAUCAGAGCGAAGAGCUUAAACGGGUGCUCGAUGCCGUGCAGAAAAGAUUUAUAUUACUCGGAGAGGCUCAAGGGAGAAUACAAGAAAAAAUGGGUGGACCAAUUCAUAUGGCGAAGCAAGAAGCAGCACAGAUACAAAGGUCUUGGUCCGAGGAAGUUUAUAAUCUCCGUCGUCAGUUUGACUCACAGACACUACAACUAGAAUCGUUGCGGUCGCACCUGGCCGAACUCGAGCACAAGGACGCUCGCAAAGAGGUUCAGCUCGUCGAUCAGCAACGACUACUUCAAGAAUCGAAGGAAAAGCAUUCGGCGGAGCUCGAGGCCGUCGAGUCAAAAUACCGAGCGCAGUUGGAAAUAAAUUUAUUAUUGGAAGGCCGUAUCCUCGAGCUCCACGGGAAGCUCGAGCAAGCGACUUAUGGAGUGAGCGCCGCGGUAAAUCUGGCGUCAUCGGCCUCACCGAAAGAGAGAUCGCCGCCGCUGUCGGCGAGUCUCGCCUCCUCGAGCGAAGGCAGUCUCGCUUUUAUACAAUCAGCCAUGAACGAUUGUUGCGACCCCGGGGGCGAGAUCGCCAACCUCCAAGCGAUUGUCGAGCCCAGCGGACACAAUGCUUUCGAUGAGGCGACGACGACGCAGCGAUAGAGACUCGGUGAGUCCUUUCGCCAGAACUGGCCAUUGCACACUUCGGUAUGUCGUGCGCGGAUCUCUAAUGGCCAACGAAGCCACGAGCGGAGAAAAUUUUGUGUAUAAAUUGCGGACGAUCGCGCAAGGAUGAGCGAAUUGUUAUUAUAUUAUUAUUAAACACGUUCGAGGACGAGCAUUCAGAGGCUCGCGAUUGGCCCAAACGGAUAUACAUGUACACACAUACAUAUAUAAACAUAUGCUUUAAAACUUAUUGUGAAGUAAAGAUAAUAAGGUCUUUGUGAUAAAUUCACUCUAAAUAAAAAUAUUUUGUGAGGAAACGUAUGUCUUUAUUUUUUUAUUUUUUUGUAACGAAUUUGUCAUUCCCCAUAAAAGUAGCCCGUGUACCUAUUUUAUUAUUAAUAGAUUUUUUUAUUCAGUGAUCCUUUGAGCGAGUUAAACGACAGUGAUGUGUAUUCUAGUGAGGUUAUUAUAUUUAA
Ceratosolen solmsi marchali is the source of this 4411-nucleotide messenger RNA. It is a transcript of the gene Tsc1, whose product is annotated as tuberous sclerosis 1 protein hamartin. The transcript has 15 exons. Gene Ontology annotation, cellular component: TSC1-TSC2 complex. Lineage: Eukaryota; Metazoa; Arthropoda; Insecta; Hymenoptera; Agaonidae. Gene Ontology annotation, biological process: negative regulation of TOR signaling; regulation of cell cycle; negative regulation of cell population proliferation. The record is from RefSeq and is a predicted model, not a curated record. The coding region runs from base 534 to 3932 and encodes 1132 amino acids.